UGAAAAUUCCUAACAUAUACUUUAAGCUCAUUCACAAAAUAAUUCUCUUUUGUGGCGGUUUUAUCUGAGCUACUUAUACUAUAGAAGUUGUUAAUUUACACCAUCCAAUAAAGUUACACCUGUAUCUAAACUUAGUCUUAAAGUACGCCAAAAGUCUAAGUAUGAGGUGAAUUGAGCAGAAACAAUUUCUCUUGGCUGCGUACUUCCUACAAUGAUUAAUCUUUUUGGGCAAGGUUCUUCAGUAUUUUAUGUAAAUUAGUAUGGGUCAGUGUGAAGUGACGCAUUUAUAGUGGAGUGUUUUCAUCACGUGCUAGUGUAAACGUGCUGGAUUCCUGCAAAGGCGAGUAAGGCUGUCACAUAUUAGCUUAGCUCGUAGAUGGGUGUAUGGAACAGCAUUGCUCGGAGGCAAUAAGUGUAUAAAUAUGCCGCCGCCACCACCACCGUGUCCACCGCCACCUCCAGGCCCGCCACCGCCACCUACAUUCGGGGGCUCGAAAGGGAGCUCCAAAGGGAGCUCGAAAGGCGGCGCUGACGAUAGGAAUGCUUUGCUGAGCUCUAUUAGACAAGGAGCUAAGUUAAAAAAGACUGUGACAGUAGAUAAAAGUGGACCUUUUGUAUCUGGGAAAGUGUCUAAUGCUUCAAGUGGUUCAACUCCCAUUGGCAAUGAUGUUAAAAGUAGACCUGCAAAUACUGGAAUGCAGAAUGGGGGAGGAGCUCCUGCAGGACUGGGUGGUUUGUUUGCUGGCGGGAUGCCAAAGCUCAGGCCUACAGGAAAGUUGGCAGGGGCAACACCCAAUGGCCAGAUACCAAAAGAAGCGCCGCGGUACACCCCACCACAGCAACAGCAACCAAAAAAAUCUUCCCCAGACAAACCACGGCCUUUUAAUAACAAUCAUUCUAGCAAUGUCGGCUCGAAAUCAGCGUUGUUUUCCGAAAUGCCUUCGAAGGAUAUCUUAAGAGAGGCUCCCAGAGAGCCGCCGUCGAGGUCGGUGGUUAGGCGGCAACCUAGCGAGGUAAAGACCAGAGGUCCACCACCACAACCGCCUGUUCAGAAAGCAGCCAUGCCUUCGAGUCCAUCGGAUUCAAUACUGACCACCGGCUCGAUAUCGGAUCGCAUUAACAUACUUCAGCAGCGGAGAUCAGAUCAAAGCUUACAGCCAAAUGUCUCGAGCACUGUACAGAGGAAUAAGAGCUCGUUACAUAGCAGUGGACAGGGGUCGCUGGGUGGCAGUAUGUCAUCCUUAUCAUCAGUGCCAUCCACGCCCACACCUUCAGCGUCCCUCUCUGCGUCAGACCUUUCAGAGAGACCAAAGGUCUCCCACGGAAAGCCGAACCUCGCGCCCAAGCCUCCAACGAUGGCGCCAGCUGUCUCAAACGAUACUAGACCGUCGCCGCCGCCCAAGAAGUUGAUUAUUAACGGCAAAUCCGCCACUAGAACACAGAGUAUGAGGAUGCCUAGAUCACCAUCAGGAUCGCCGCCGUCUCCACCCGAGGGUGGACUUCCGCUGCAGCUGCCGCCCGCGCCGCAUCAUCUGCCGCCCGGGCUUCAUCAUCUGCCCAUCGCCACCAAGAACCCCGCUUCGCAUUUCGGCACUAUGCGAGCGCCGCGGGGCCUCCGCCCGCCCGGCGUGUGCCCCCCUCCUCCGCCGGGAGCGCCGCCCCCGCCUCCCGCGCGCCACGGCUCCCUCGGGGUGCACCCGGCGCCACCGCCUCCGCCGCACCAUAGACAAAACAGCGUCGUGUCCCAAAAUGGCGAUGACGUGCCCGCGCCGCCGCCGCCCGUGCGGGGUUCCUCCAUGCGCGCGGUGGACUUCGAGGCGCGCUUCGGCGACCUCUUCAACCCCCCCACAGGCUUCCCUCCCCCCGACCCCUUCCUACGCUUCGCGAAGGACUACAGCAGCGCCACAGUCGGCGUGACGAAGGCGCAGGCGCCGCCGCCGCCGCUGAAGGUCCCGCUGGACGGCUGGUCGGGCACGUCGAGCGCCUGCUAGCGAGCGCGGGGGGCCCUGGCCCCCGCCCCCCCGCCGCC
Molecule: messenger RNA, 2029 nt
Organism: Hyposmocoma kahamanoa
Lineage: Eukaryota; Metazoa; Arthropoda; Insecta; Lepidoptera; Cosmopterigidae
Product: WAS/WASL-interacting protein family member 1
Exons: 8
Coding region: 423-1991 (522 amino acids)
Molecular function (GO): actin binding
Source: RefSeq, a predicted model, not a curated record